Messenger RNA from Actinia tenebrosa (Australian red waratah sea anemone), 2035 nucleotides. RefSeq names its product DNA-dependent ATPase/E3 ubiquitin-protein ligase HLTF. Gene Ontology annotation, cellular component: nucleus. The record is from RefSeq and is a predicted model, not a curated record. NCBI's taxonomy places the organism in Eukaryota, Metazoa, Cnidaria, Anthozoa, Actiniaria, Actiniidae. Gene Ontology annotation, molecular function: zinc ion binding; nucleic acid binding; ATP-dependent activity, acting on DNA. Gene Ontology annotation, biological process: DNA repair.
CAUCGUGUGACAUGCUGAAGCUUCGCUAAAACAGUAUUAAAAAUAUGGCUUUUGCUUCCAGAAAUAUCGAAAUUAUUGACAGCGAUGAUGACGAACUUGACCAUGAAGUAUGCUUCGGUGAAUAUCGAGGAGAGAUCGUUGGUAUUCGAUACUAUAGCGGUACAGUUAACCGAGGAGAAAUGGUUUCACUCAACAGAGAGCCUCACAACCCUUACGACAACAAUGCCAUAAGAGUCGACAAUGUUUUCGGUGUACAAGUUGGUCAUAUCAAGAGAACCUUGGCUAUGCCUUUGGCUAGUGUGAUUGAUAGACGCUUAGUACGUCUGGAGGGCACAGUUCCUUAUGGUCAAAACAAUGUCUAUUCCAUGCCCUGUGAUUUGGCAUUCUGGGGUAGACCAGAGAAUCAAGAACAAGUUAUCCAGAUAAUGCGCCAGUAUGGAUUUAUACUUCUAAAAGCAUAUAAUAACAAACCAGCACCAAGCAAAGGAGACUAUACUAACUACUCCAUUCCUACUUCAAUCAAGAUUUCCCAAGAUCAGAUGCACAAUGAACUAAACAAAUUGUUUGAUAAAAUGGAAGAGAUGGACAAGGGUGACAAAACUGCAGCAGAAGUCGAACCAGCGGAGGUGAUUAAGACAAAGCUAUAUCCACAUCAAAAGCAGUCUUUAGCCUGGAUGAUCACGAAAGAAAACAACAAAGACCUACCACCAUUUUGGGAGGAAAGAACAAAGAAUGGUAAAAAGGAGUAUUUUAAUACAGCUACAAAUUAUGCGACAACAAAGAGACCAUCUUGUGUUAAAGGAGGAAUACUUGCAGAUGAUAUGGGUCUUGGGAAAACCUUACAGAUCAUCUCAUUGAUCCUUACAAACUUCCAUGAUGGAAAGCCUCUUGCCACGCUUGAAGACUCUGGAACAGGAAUAAAUAAGACAUUAAAGCAGAAAGUCAGAAGACCAAGUAAGCAUUCUUCAAAGAAAAAAUCAACCAGCAAGAAAAAGAACAAAAAAGCUGUAGUAGUUGAGAGCAGUGAGGAUGAGGAGAUGUCAGACGAUAAUGAUAAUGAAGCCAUAGGUAUUGAAAAUUCUAAUAAAGUCAUGAUAGGAAAGACUGAUCCUGAUUUUAAACCUGUAGCAGAGGUUAAUGUGGAAACAGAAAGUACAAAUAUUAGACGCUCUGCAAGAUCCAGGAAGAAACCAGCAAAAUACACAGAGGUAGAUAGUGAUGUGGAUGAGGAGGCUGAAACUGUUGCACCAUCACCAAAAAAGAAAUCCAAGAAAAAGCAGCCGUCAAUUAAACAUGUUCAGAACACAGAUCACCCUGUUGAAGAACAACAACAAAGUGACUGUCAUAUCAUAUUACCACCUUUGCCAAGCUUCGCAAAGGAUGAUAACUCAGAUGCCAAAGACACUUCUUCAUUGUCUGUUGGUGCUAUCAAUACCUGUUUAACCACAAACAAUUCUUCAAAACAAGGAUCAUCAAAAACUGGCGUAGGAUCUACAGCAGGAAAACGGAAGGCAGUGCCAAGUGGUGGUCGCCGUCCAACCUUGGUAGUUUUUCCAUUGUCUGUCCUUAGCAGCUGGGAGAAUGAACUAGAGAUGCAUGUCCAUCCUAACCUGAUCAACAUCUACACCCACUAUGGCCAAAACAAAACCAAAGAUAAAAAAUUUCUUGAAGAACAAGAUAUUGUACUUACAACGUACCAGAGCUUAUCUGCAGAAUUCUCAAGGGGCAAAUCUCCCUUAAAGGAAGUCAAGUGGUUACGCGUAAUUCUGGAUGAAGGUCAUCUCAUCAGGAACCCCAGAGCGCAAAUGACCAAAGCAGCUCAUGCACUGGACGCUGAGCGUCGAUGGAUCGUUACUGGAACACCCAUCCAGAAUUCCAUGAAAGACUUGUGGUCCAUCAUUUGCUUCUUGAGGAUGGAGCCUUUCUUGGACCGACAGUGGUGGGUACGAAGUAUCGAAAGGCCUAUAAGUCAGGGGGACAAGGCAGCAUUAGGGUAAGAACUGUCAUUUCUUAUAGUUUCUUGCUUCAAAAAAUA